Molecule: messenger RNA, 1824 nt
Organism: Equus quagga
Lineage: Eukaryota; Metazoa; Chordata; Mammalia; Perissodactyla; Equidae
Gene: MRM1
Product: mitochondrial rRNA methyltransferase 1
Exons: 5
Coding region: 235-1302 (355 amino acids)
Biological process (GO): rRNA methylation
Cellular component (GO): mitochondrion
Molecular function (GO): RNA binding; RNA methyltransferase activity
Source: RefSeq, a predicted model, not a curated record
GGGGCCGCCCGAACCCGGAAGUGGGGCAGCCCACGUGGGGGCCGGGCACGGGUAGGUCAUGGUUCUGCUACCCGGUUCUAGGCAAUCUUCGAGCGGGGAGUUCGGGCCGUUUGUUCCUCUGCCUGAGGGGACGGGGUAGGGGCAGCGGUCGGGUCCCCUUCACCCGUGUUGGGGACCUGCGGACGGGCCCCAGCGGAGUGCCCGCUCCUGAGGACGCAGCAGGGGGCAUUGACCAUGGCGCUGCUCUGGACCUGGCGUUGCUCCGGUCGCCUCCUCACGCGUCAUUUCUCCGGAGCGGCGCGGCGUGGGGUGCGGCCUGGCGGGGAGGAGCUAAGCCGCCUGCGACUGGAUGACCUGGCGCCGACCCUGCGGUCCGAGACGGGACUGGAGCUUCUGUUUGGCCUGUCCCCUUGUCUCCUGGCUCUGCAGGCCGCCCGCCGCCGCGUGGCCCGGCUCCUGCUCCAGGCCGGCAGAUCCGGGCUGCAGGGGGAGCGGGCCGAGCUGCUCCGGGCGGCCGAGGCGCGGGACAUCCCAGUUCUUCGGCCUAGACGGAAGCAGCUGGACGCCCUGUGCCACUACCAGGUCCACCAGGGCGUCUGCAUGGAGGUGAGUCCGCUGCGGCCCCUGCCCUGGACUGAGAACCGUGAGGCGAGGCUGGGCGACGACCCCCAGCAGUUGUGGCUCAUCCUCGAGGGGCUCCAGGAUCCCCGGAAUCUUGGGGCGGUGCUGCGCUCUGCUUACUUCCUCGGAGUGGAUAAAGUCAUCACCAGCCGGAGAAACAGCUGCCCGCUCACUCCAGUGGUCAGCAAGGCCAGCGCCGGGGCUGUGGAGGUGAUGGACGUGUUUUCCACUGAUGACCUGGCCGGGUUUUUACAGGUCAAAGCCCGGCAGGGCUGGCUCGUGGCUGGCACAGUGGGCUGCCCAGGGCCUGAGACUUCCCUGUCCUCUGAGAUGCCUAUCACUAGUUGCUUGGAGUUCGUCUGGGACCAGCCUACUCUCCUAGUGCUGGGGAACGAGGGCUCUGGUCUGUCCCAGGAGGUGCAGGCCUCCUGCCAGGUUCUCCUUACCAUCUUGCCCGGCCGGCAGCUGCCUCCUGGGCUCGAGUCUUUGAAUGUCUCCGUGGCUACAGGAAUUCUUCUUCACUCCAUCUGCAGUCAGAGGAAGGCUUUCCCUGCAGAGCAGAAGAGAGGGAAACUUCUCCAAGACCCUCAAGAACCCCCAGCCAUGUCUGAAGGGCCCAGAGUGGCUCAGCAGCCAGGACUGUCCUCAGGGUCAGAAAAAGAGAGGCACGAUGGAGGCUGACUUGGACUGUGUGAGGUGUGUGUGUGCUGGAGGGCACACAUAGCCACAUGCUCGAGUGUGCCGAGGUCUCCCGCCUGAGCAUGCACCUGGACCCCUGUUGGCUAACCACUGUCUUGGGGGCAGGGAGUUUUGUAGUGGAGACCCCGGGGAGUUCUGUUUCCUGUUUUGGUUUUGGACUUGCACUGGAGAGGGCAGCUCAUUCAUUUCUAGGCUGUGCUGGGACCGAGGGUCUUUCUCCCCAGGUGCUGCCUGGAAGUCAAGGGGAAGGAUAGACUCAGAAGGAAAUCGGGCAGCCCAGUCUGUUCCUUUUGAAUUCUCUUGUUCCUGUUCCUCUUGAACCAGUGUGAGAAUGUAGAGGGAGGCCCGGGACCCCCUUAUGGGCCACACAGGUGCAAAUCCAGAUUCAAGCUGUGCCCCACUGCAGACUUCAUCUCUGUGCCUCAGGGCCCUUGUCCACACUUCCCUCAGAGGGCUGUUGUGAGGAUCAAAUAAAACAUGGCUUGGUAUCCAGCAGGCACUCAA